This is a messenger RNA of Dreissena polymorpha, 987 nucleotides long. Its product is annotated as polyunsaturated fatty acid lipoxygenase ALOX15B-like. Gene Ontology annotation, biological process: lipid oxidation. Gene Ontology annotation, molecular function: metal ion binding; oxidoreductase activity, acting on single donors with incorporation of molecular oxygen, incorporation of two atoms of oxygen. The transcript has a single exon. The annotation marks the transcript as partial. The record is from RefSeq and is a predicted model, not a curated record. Lineage: Eukaryota; Metazoa; Mollusca; Bivalvia; Myida; Dreissenidae.
AUAUUCAACAAUGCAGACACCUGCGUUCAUCAAGCAAACACCCAUCUUGGAUACACGCACAUCGUUAUGGAGGGAUUUGAAGUAUCCAUAAAUCGAAAUCUCUCCAAGGCACACCCGAUGUUUAAAAUAAUGGCACCGCACUUCAUGUAUCUGAUGACAAUCAACUAUCUUGCUUUAGAUAUCUUGCUCGGGGAAGGUCAAUUUAUGAACACAGUCGUUUCUGUGGGUACGGAAGGAGCCUACGAGUUGAUCAGGCGUUACCGAACCAAAUGGAGGCUCAACGUUGAAGGAACGCUCCCGGCGGACCUAAAAGAGCGAGGUGUAGACAGCACAGAUGUAGUUCCUGACUAUCCCUUUCGGGAUGAUUCGCUGCUGACGUACAACGCAAUCCUACAAUACGUAACAGACUACGUUCACCUCUACUAUCCAUCCGAUAAGGAGUUGAGUGAAGAUAAUGAGACACAGAACUGGCGGGCAGACCUGGAGAGACCAAUACAUGAUGGUGGCCUUGGUAUUCUUGGUGUUGAAGGGGUCGACGGGAGAUUUACAUCACGUGAACAACCGAUUCAAGUAGUCACGAGCAUUAUCUACACGUGUAGCGCGGGUCACGCGGCAGCGAACUUCAAGCAGUACGACGAAUACGCAUACCCUAUGAAUUACCCGUCAAUGCUUUGCGGAAAGCCACCUAGCGACAGAGGAAGCCGUUCCGAGGUUGACGUCAUACAAACCAUUCAACCCCGCUUGAAUCACUACCAAGUGAUGACGAUAUUGAAAGUCCUAAGUGAUCAUUCAUUCGGGAACCAACUGGUUGAUUUCGACCAACGGUACAUCUAUGACCCGAAAGCGAUGCAUAUUGUGAAGAAGUUUAGAGCCGAUCUGUGUAAGAUUCAUAGAAAAAUCCAAAAACGGAACAUGGAAAGAGAAAUCCCGUAUGAUUACAUGGAUCCACUUGUAAUACCCAAUUCUAUCAAUAUUUUAGUACUUUGA